UUCCGCUCUUCCGAGUGCUUUGACAUCCGACGUUCCGAACGUAUCAGACGAACUAUCACAGCCUACAGUUAUAAGGACGGCCACUCACAUUAAUUAUGAUUCUUUCAACUCUUCUUCUAAACUAUUUCCACACACACCAACUCUUUCAAUCAUAAUCGUUCCACUAUGCUUCAGAACUUUACAAAUAAAGUCGUUAACUCAUUGUUGGGCUCAGACGAAGCGGGCUCCGACGAGCUGCUGGAUAGGCAAGCGGCUCAGAUUGAGUCUGGUGACGCCCACAUUCGUCCCGAGAUUAAUAGCCAUUGGGCGUCUGCCAUGGCAGACACAAUUCAAGUUCCAGGCUGUAACUGUAUCUGGUGUAGCAGAAAUAGCGAAUUGGAUGGAGACCCGAGGGUGGAAAGGGGCCAACCGGGUCAUCCUCGCAACCGCCCACGCAAGGUGCGCGACUCGCCAAUGGCCACGACAACUGGGGUGAUGGAAGUGUUGUAUCCUCCGUCAUAUCUUAACACGCCUUCGACUCUCGACCCCGAGGCUCGCCCUCCCGCUUACGAGCUGCGACCCACAGUACCUCCAAAUACUCCGCAAUCUCCUCGCUCUCGACCAUCACCACGGAUUGCGCGACAACCAAUCACUGGCCUUGGCCUGGAGUUUCCUGAAGAAGCUAAUAAUGUUGAGCCUCCGGCAUAUAGUCGGUUUGAUUCUUCACGCCCCCGGUUCCCAGCUGCCUCUGACACUCUGGGACCAUACCCUCAUAUCUCGAUGCUCUCCCUAUAACUUAGGGUUUUUUGACAUUACAUUACUGCAAAGACUAAUGUAAUUUCGAUGUAUCAAAUUUUAAUUCAAUGUAUCCAUAGAUCUCAACUACAAUAUCUUACUCUUCAUCUUGUCUGUAUUCGUUGUCUCCUAUAAAAUGUAUCCGCCUCGGCUUAGUCAAC
Molecule: messenger RNA, 935 nt
Organism: Suillus clintonianus
Lineage: Eukaryota; Fungi; Basidiomycota; Agaricomycetes; Boletales; Suillaceae
Exons: 3
Coding region: 166-774 (202 amino acids)
Source: RefSeq, a predicted model, not a curated record